CAUGAUGGCGGAGGUGGACCCCAACUGCAAUCCAAUGCAGCCGAUCCUCCCCCAGGAAUCUGACCAUCAGCACAGUUAUUCAGCAACUACGGAUAUGGAUUAUCCACAGGCAAUGCCAAAUCAACCAGGCACUGAAGAUUUUAAGAACUUUGACAUUACUCGAGCCACACAGUAUGGAGUGUUUGACCGAAUCAAGGAGCUCAUAAAGGCUGGAACUGAUGUCAACCAAAUGGACAGAGAAAAUGUCAGCCCACUUCAUUGGGCUGCCAUCAACAAUAGAAUCGAUAUUGUCAAAUAUUACAUUUCUAAGGAUGCUGUGAUUGACAGAUUUGGAGGAGAUUUAAACUCAACAUCGCUACACUGGGCUACACGACAAGGUCAUUUGUCAAUGGUUGUUCUUUUGAUGUCCCAUGGUGCAGAUCCUUCAUUGCGAGAUGGAGAAGGAUGUAGCUGUAUUCACCUGGCAGCUCAGUUUGGCCACACUGCGAUCGUAGCCUAUUUGAUCGCAAAAGGCCAGGAUGUGGACAUGGUUGAUAGGAAUGGCAUGACAGCUCUGAUGUGGUCGGCCUAUAGAGUGUUUGGCCAUGACCCUCUGCAGCUUCUGUUGACGUUUGGAGCGAUAGUCAACAAGGCGGACAAGUUUCAGGGAAACACGCCACUCCACUGGGCCUGUCUCACUGGCAACCACGUCGUCAUAAACAUUCUGCUGAAGCGUGGAGCAAGUAUUGAUGCAGAAAACACAAAGGGCCAGACUCCAUUAGAUAUUGCUAUGCAAAUGAAAAAUGUUGGACUGGCAAGGAAGCUAAGAGACGAGAGAUACAUGCAAGGUUUAGAUCAGCAACACCCAUGUCAGAAAUACACAACUAACAAGACGGUCAGGAAAUACGUGGUUUAUAUUUUCCCCUUUGUGGCUAUAUUUUUGAUGGGCUGGAUACCAGAAAGUUCGUUUUGGUGGCCGGAGAAGGUGGCACUGUGUAUGAUAUUUUUCGGGGUGUGGAAACUGACUACAAAUAUCUUCUUUGAUGAUAGCGCGAUGAAUGUAAUCCCUGUUGUGUGGUAUUUUGCCACAAAGUUCUGGAUGUAUUUGACAUGGUUUACCAUCUUUUUCCCUUAUGUGAAUGGAAUGUGGGAAAAUGUGGGCUUGCUGCUAAACAGUGCACUGUUGUUUUAUAAUGUUUACAAGUGUAUGAUGACAGAUCCUGGAUACAUCAAGAGCAACAGAGAGGAUAAAAUCAAAGCGAUUCUUGACCUGGCUGAAAGGCAGACUUUGUCUUUGAAUCAGUUCUGCAGUACGUGUCUGAUCCGCAAACCGAUCCGAUCCAAGCACUGUUCGAUCUGCAACAAGUGUGUGGCCAAGUUUGACCACCACUGUCCUUGGGUCUACAACUGUGUCGGUGCAUUUAAUCACAAGUAUUUUCUUGGAUACCUCAUCUUUUUAAUGGGAUUGUUGUCCUGGUGUUUCUAUGGUUGUGUCCAGUUUUGGAAGAACCGGUGCCCGCCCAUGUCGUUUUAUGAUGAUGGAAUUACUGGUGUGAGUUACAAGAUUCUCCACACUUCACCGUGGGUGGCCUGGAUGGCUCUCAAUGCCCUCGGCCACCUCACCUGGGUGACAGCCAUGCUGGCUUGUCAGCUCUAUCAGAUAAUGUGGCUUGCUAUGACAUCCAACGAGCGACUGAAUCAAGGCCGGUACUUCCACUUCCACCGGUAUGAACAGGGUCCUAACAGCAGUGAACCCGGUGUGUGCGAGGAGGGACACACACACACUCAGAAAGCACCCAAGAUUAUCAGUCCAUUCCAUCGAGGUAUAUUCAAGAAUCUGAUUGAUACCUUGGAUUUCCAGUGUUGUGGCCUUCUACGACCAAACCGGAUAGACUGGACCGCCAGAUACACUGUAGACGACAGCGUCAGUCCGUUUCACAAAGUCCCAUUCAAUGCACCAAGAGAAAACUACCAGUUUGUCUAGUGAACUUUUAAUGAUUUUGUGUUUUUGUGCAUACAUGUAGCUUAUGAACAAUAUCUGUGUUUUAGUCAGAUCUGUUUUAAGUGAUUACAUGUAAGUAUAAAAAACGUAACCACUUAAAAGCUGAUUUCUUAACAAUGUCAAUUUGUAUUACAUUGAAUGAUUUUAGGUAGCCUCAUAACCAUGUGGCUGCUUGAUAAAGCUCCUAUAAUAUUAUUCAGCGGCACACUGCACAAUUAUCUCUGUACCAUAUAUUGCAGCUCUUAAAAUAGCUGGGAACAUCCCUUUCUUUGACUUGGAGACAAUGCAGUAUAUUCCUGCAGUUACUCUUUGUAGUUUAAAAGGUUUUUUUUGCUUUGUUUAAUCAGUGACAUUUGGAAACAUUCACUCUCAGCUAAUACUUAAACAAGAAAUCCCUACUUCAUACAUGUAUAUUCAGGUGCUCUGAAAAUGGCAGGGCUCGAACUUAAGAAUUUGUCUCCCACGGCAAUUAAAUAAAGAAUUGCCAUGGUUGAAAUGGACCACCGACUGCAAUUUUGAACCUGUCUAUGGCAGUUUUUUUUAAAAGAUUGCUUUUGCGGCAAAUAAACAUGACUUAAAUGUUUUUUUGCUGUAUGUAGACAUAUUUCAAAUGUGCAAAUGUUAAAUAUUGACAAAUGAUGUACACCAGAUGUUUACAUUUUGCUAUUGACGAGGAGCUUUACCGUUGGCACUAUUGUGAUGCUCUCUACCUACAUCAAAAUUAUAUCUCAACGACUGCAAUUGCCAUCGGUGCCGUAGUUAAAGGCAUAGUGUCACAGAUUUAAGGACCUUAUUUCUCUAAAAAUUACAUUAAUUGCUGGAGUGAAAUCCAUGUCAACUCUCUCGGCAAUUUUAGUUUUUGAAUUAUGGACCAUUGCCAUAAUUCAA
Gigantopelta aegis is the source of this 2869-nucleotide messenger RNA. Its product is annotated as palmitoyltransferase ZDHHC17-like. Gene Ontology annotation, biological process: protein palmitoylation. Gene Ontology annotation, molecular function: palmitoyltransferase activity; protein binding. Lineage: Eukaryota; Metazoa; Mollusca; Gastropoda; Neomphalida; Peltospiridae. The transcript has 15 exons. Bases 2 to 1963 code for a protein of 653 amino acids. Gene Ontology annotation, cellular component: Golgi membrane. The record is from RefSeq and is a predicted model, not a curated record.